AUGCCACAAAUUAUGUUAAUGAAAGCCGAAUAUUUAGUUUUACUUAGUUUUUUAUUAACAACUGUAGUUAUAACAAAUGCUUUUUAUAUAAAAAAGCAAUUCUAUCCAUCAGUUGUAUAUUUAACAAAGUCAAGUACAAGUCUUGCGGUUCUUUAUAUUCAAGCAUUUGUAUUUGUUAUUUUAUUUGGUAAACUUAUUCAACGAAUAUUUCUUGGACAACUUCGAGCUAUUGAAACUGAACAUCUUUAUGAUCGUGCAUGGUUUUCUAUAACAGAAACAUGUUUAGCAUUUACUGUAUUUCGUGAUGAUUUCAGUCCACGUUUUGUAGCUUUGUUUGGAAUUUUACUUUUUCUUAAAUGUUUUCAUUGGCUUAUAGAAGAUCGUGUUGAUUAUAUGGAACAAAGUCCUAUUCUUGGACCAACAUUUCAUGCACGAGUUGUUGGACUUUUAAGUGUUUUAUGUCUUUUUGAUUAUUUAUUUAUUUCAUCAGCUUAUAUGCAUACAAUAGCAAAAGGAGCUUCAGUUCAAAUUGUUUUUGGUUUUGAGGUAUGA
Rotaria sordida is the source of this 552-nucleotide messenger RNA. NCBI's taxonomy places the organism in Eukaryota, Metazoa, Rotifera, Eurotatoria, Philodinida, Philodinidae. The record is from the annotation of a GenBank genome assembly.